AUGAGCCCCGGCGCCCUGCACAACGACAGCUUCCGCGGCAUGACCGUCCUGCAGCGCCUGAUCCUCUCCGACAGCCCCAUCUCCGCCGUCGCCCCGGGCACUUUCGACGACCUGAUCAAGCUGAAAACACUGAGGCUGUCCCGCAACGGCAUCCCCCACCUUCCCCUUGCCCUCCUGGACAGGACGCUGCUGCUGGAGCAGCUGUUCCUGGACGGCAACGCCCUGCUGACCAUCGACCCUGACCUGUUUCGGAGCCUGGCCAACCUGCAGGAGCUCGUUCUGAGUCACAAUCAACUCGCCUCGCUCCCUUCAAAGCUCUUCGCGAACCUGGGGAGGCUGAAGGUGCUGGAUCUGGCCGGGAACAACCUGACGCACCUGCCCGAGGGACUGCUCGGCGCCCAGACCAACCUCCAGGUGCUCCUGCUGCACUCAAACCAGCUCGCCUCGCUGGACGCGGGGCUGCUGCACAGCCUGGGCGCCCUGGUGCGGCUGGAGCUCCACCGGAACCGCAUCCGCUCCAUCGCCCCGGGCGCCUUCGACCGCCUGGGAAACUUGAGCUCGCUGACGCUGGCCAGAAACCGCCUGGAGCUCCUGCCGCCCGGCCUCUUCCUGCUGGAGACCACCCUGGCCUUCCUGUCCCGAGUCCCUGAGGAACUGGGGGGCAGUGAAGAGCCAAUGAGGGGACUGGAGGAUGCGGGUCCUGGCCGAGCCCCUGCACCCCGUGUUCCUGGGGAGGAGACCGGGCCUCCCCGUGGUGACUCUCAGGAGCACACACAGCUCCGGAUCCAGGCCGAGCCUUAA
This is a messenger RNA of Fukomys damarensis (Damara mole-rat), 801 nucleotides long. RefSeq names its product platelet glycoprotein V-like. Gene Ontology annotation, molecular function: protein binding. NCBI's taxonomy places the organism in Eukaryota, Metazoa, Chordata, Mammalia, Rodentia, Bathyergidae. The coding region runs from base 1 to 801 and encodes 266 amino acids. The record is from RefSeq and is a predicted model, not a curated record. The transcript is spliced from 3 exons.